AUGGCCUCUUCCUAUACUUGCACUCUCUUCAUCCUCAACUUCAUACUUCUCUCACUCUCAACAAUUUCCUCACUCGAGGACGACUUCGUCGAAACCUUAGUUGCGACGCGUACGGAGAAAACCAGCCACCUUCACUUCUACUUCCAGGACCGGCCAGGCGGGAGGAAUCCGACCGCCGUGCAAAUCAUCGCCGGCAAAGGGUUGGGGUUCGGAGCUACAUACAUGAUCGACGAUGCACUCACCCGAAGCGCGGAUCGCGGCUCGGAGAUCAUCGGCCGGGCGCAGGGGAUGUACUCGGUGGCGACUCAGAAUGAUCUGGGGCUGCUGAUGGUGGUGAACUUCUGCUUCACGCAAGGGAAGUACAAUGGGAGCAGUUUGAGCAUGCUCGGGCGGAACCACGUGAUGGACAACGUGAGAGAGAUGCCGAUCGUAGGCGGGAGCGGGCUGUUUAGGUUUGCAAGAGGGUAUGCUUUGGCACAUACCGUUUGGUUUGAUGCCAAGACAGGAGAUGCUACUGUCCAAUACAAUGUCUCUGUCAAUCACUUUUGAAAGGAUCUGCUUCUGCUAAUGUUGGGUUGUUUUCUUUAGCUUUUUUAUAAUAUUGAAAUGAAAUGAGGAGAAUAAAUUUUCUUGCUUUA
This is a messenger RNA of Salvia hispanica, 638 nucleotides long. NCBI's taxonomy places the organism in Eukaryota, Viridiplantae, Streptophyta, Magnoliopsida, Lamiales, Lamiaceae. The record is from RefSeq and is a predicted model, not a curated record.